GAAGUGGUGGCUCGGAAAUCCAGCACAUUGCAUCGAAACUUAUUCUAAGACCUCAUUUCCCGGUCAUUCACUAUAGAUAACCAAAGGGAGCGAUGGCAUGGCUCAGUUUUCUCCCGACUUGGAUUUUCGUUGCUUCUAUAGCAUGCACAGCCGUGUCAAAAGGAGAGCAAGAUGGAGAUCCAGAAGAGGGCAAAUGCAACCGAGCUUUUCCACUACCACGGCUGCAGAAGCAGAAUUCCUACCGGGUGAAAUGCAGAUAUCUGUGUCGAGGGUGGCCACGGCGCUUUCAGGCCGAGCCUGAUGGAAUUACUUGUGGGGUCUUCGGACGUUUUUCUAACAGACGUUACUGCAGUGGCGGAAAGUGUGUAAGACGUAAGUCGGUACAAGGAACUACUACUGAUGGAGGUCUCCCCGGCAUUUCAUCUACAACCAGCACCCGGACGCCACCGCAAAUUGAUACGAGUGGUGAAACCAACAACAAUGCCGGCCUCUCGCCUACAACCCAGAUGCCUCCAGAAGUUGAUACAAUUGAUGAAACAAACAACUAUUCCGGCACUUCACCUACAACUAGCACCGUGACGCCUCCGCGAAUUGAUACAAGUGGUGACACAAACAACAAUGCCGGCACUUCACCUACAAUCGGGACGCCUCCACAAGUAGAUACAAUUGAUGAAACCAACAACAGUUCCAGCACUCUGCCUUGAAGCAGAUCCCGGAUGACUUCACGAAUUGAUGCAAUUGAAUGAACUAGUAAUGAUACCAUCACCUCCGGUGACGCUACAAUCAAGGAGUCUAAUUACCCGCAGUCUUAAAAACGGGCAAUUAAAGAAGAAAAUGGUGGCUCAGUCUACUAAACCUGCAUUCGAGACACACAGAUGGAGCAAAAUAAAGUUAUUUUCCAUUCUCAA
This is a messenger RNA of Rhipicephalus microplus (southern cattle tick), 908 nucleotides long. RefSeq lists its product as uncharacterized. The record is from RefSeq and is a predicted model, not a curated record. Lineage: Eukaryota; Metazoa; Arthropoda; Arachnida; Ixodida; Ixodidae.